Aspergillus pseudotamarii is the source of this 1120-nucleotide messenger RNA. RefSeq names its product acyl-CoA thioesterase. The transcript is spliced from 2 exons. Lineage: Eukaryota; Fungi; Ascomycota; Eurotiomycetes; Eurotiales; Aspergillaceae. The coding region runs from base 94 to 984 and encodes 296 amino acids. The record is from RefSeq and is a predicted model, not a curated record.
UAGACGGCGCUAUUUUGCCCUACUUGUCCUUCUACUUUGUAUAUCCUUUUUUUUUUCUUUUCACUAAUAUCUUCAUACUUUAAUUUCUUCCUCAUGGAGGCUGUACAAUCCUUUGUCGCCUCACUCUGGCAAUCUGUCGGCUUCUGGAAAGCCGCAGCCAUCUUCUUCGCCUUGCUGAACCUGAAAACACUACCAAUCGUGUGGCAUAUCCGGGUGUACCGGUACUUCUUCAAACAUGGCUACCUCAUCACGCCAGCCGUCGAACAACCCCCUCGUCCCUCGACCGAGCUCCUGAAACCCGUCAGCAUCUUCUCCCGCGCGCCCAUCAUGGAACUCGACUUCAACAUGCACAAGUCCAACUCUACUUAUUUCUCCGACCUCGAUGUCUCCCGUACCGCUCUGAUGUCGAGCAUUGUGGUGAAAGGGGCGGCGCUCUUGGAGAAGAAUUUGAAAUCGGAAGGAAAGAAGGGUCCGUUGGGAUUCAUCCUUGGCAGCGUCUACACCAACUUCAAGAGAGAGAUCCCGGCCUACAUGAAGUAUGAGGUGAAGUCGCAUGUUGCCAGUUUCGACCAGAAGUGGAUCUAUAUUAUCACCUACUUCCUCAAGCCGGGCAAGGGAUCAUCGAAGAAGGGCCAGGACGAGAGUGAGGCCCAGAAAAAGAGGCUGCUUGCGGUGUCGAUCAGUAAAUACGUGCUCAAGAAGGGUCGGUACACGGUUCCUCCUAAGGAUGCGUUCGAAGCUGCGGGAUACACUCCUCUGCUGGACACGAGUGUGGCCAACGGACACGCGACCGGUGUGGAAAAUGGACAUGCCAACGGUGCUGCCGUUCAACGACAGGAGACUGCCGAUGGCAAGUCCGAUGAGUGGGACCGUUUGAAGGCGGAGAUUGAUCGGGGAUUGACCAUUGUCGAGCCCUUCAUUGACCAGGAGGACAAGCUCAUGGAGGACUAUGUUCACAAGAUGAGUCUGCCGGGAUUUGCAUAGAGUUAUAGACGACUAGACCUUUGGUUUGUAUGAUAGAAUUUGCUUUUCGGGGUUUGAUUGGGCAUAGAUUCAUUGCGAUAUACCAGGAGUUGUUUGCAUAUUGCCGUCGCGAAUAUCACAUUACUAUUUCUCUGAA